Molecule: messenger RNA, 1680 nt
Organism: Zingiber officinale
Lineage: Eukaryota; Viridiplantae; Streptophyta; Magnoliopsida; Zingiberales; Zingiberaceae
Product: protein ROOT INITIATION DEFECTIVE 3-like
Exons: 9
Coding region: 253-1566 (437 amino acids)
Biological process (GO): DNA-templated DNA replication; rRNA processing
Cellular component (GO): nuclear pre-replicative complex
Molecular function (GO): protein binding
Source: RefSeq, a predicted model, not a curated record
CUACGCCGACUUACUCUCUUCGCACGCGCGCCCACCAAGCCACUUCCCCCUGCUUUUCAACUCUCCUGCACGCGACGACGUUGCCGCCGCCGUGAACUGUCGCCGGAGAAGACGUCGCCGCCGCCGUGAGCUGUCGCCGAAGAAGACAUUGCCAGGGGGUUUAGGUUUUUAGAGCCGUCUGUUCGUCCGUAGAAGUUAUAAGGAAUCAAAACCUUGGAAACGUGCUACUUUUGUAAGAUCUCUCCAACGGCGAUGGAAGUGGUGAUCGCCUCGUCUGCGGUGGAUGCGGGAAUCGGUUGUUGGGAACUCCAUUCUGGCGCCGAGCGACAUCAGUACCGCUCAUGCUCCUCCGCUCCGCAUGGUCUUCUCUCCGUUUCCGGCCGCUUCGUAUUCCUAGCUGCCUCGCAACUCCGAGACGCACCCUCUGCAACUUCUGCCCCUAUAUUCUUUUGGUCCUGGGAUAAGCCUCAGGUUGAAGUUAGAAGCUUUCCUGCUGAGCCAAUUGGACCACUUAUUUCCAAUGCUGAAGGCACUUACAUUAUUGGAGGAGGAUCAUCGGGAAGUAUUUAUCUGUGGGAGGUUUUUACAGGGAAAUUGCUCAAGAAGUGGCAUGCUCACUACCGCUCUGUUAACUGUCUCACUCUAGCGAAGGACGACGAAUCCCUGCUAAUAUCAGGGUCUGAGGAUGGCUCUGUCAAAGUUUGGUCUCUUAUAAUGUUGUUUGAUGAUAUUGCAAUGGCUUCUGCUGCCAAUCAUUAUAUAUAUAGCUUCAGUGAGCAUUCUCUAGGUGUCACUGACAUUGUUUCGGGGCAUGGGUUAAGCAAUUCCAUUAUCAUCUCAUCUUCACAGGAUCGUACAUGCAAGGUAUGGAGUUUGUCGAAGGGUGAACUAUUGAGGAACAUCUUAUUUCCUUCAGUAAUUGAUGCUAUUGCAAUGGAUCCUGGGGAGCAUGUCUUUUAUGCUGGUGGAAGAGAUGGCAAAAUAUAUAUUGCAGCUCUAAAUGCUGAAGGCAACCCCAAUAGCCCUUAUGGGGUGUUCAUCCUUGAUACCUUAUAUGAUCAAAGCAAAGGAAUAACAAGCCUAGCUUUAAGCAAGGAUGGAUUCUCUCUUGUGUCUGGAUCUGAAGAUGGUUUUGUGAGAAUUUGGAACACAAUAACUAAGCAGUUUACUCGCGUAUUUAAACAUGGGAAAGGCCCUAUUAAUAAUGUCGUUAUAGCCAGACAGUCGCCGUUAUGUAGCUCUGCAUUGGCGAAUAAGAAGCAUUCAACGUUACCAUUGCCUCCUCCGUUGAGCAAGUACACGGAUUCUGCAGACGGACAAGUUAAAACAACGGCUGUCACUAUGGUUGAAUCUCCAUUGCAUGGUCAUCAAAAUACUAGAUUUCUCAGUGCGGAUGUGAUGGAAAAGCUAAUUCAAGAGCUCCAGAAUCGAAAUACUUCAAGUGCUGCAGAGAUGGAACUGGAGAAACUAAGACUCCAAUAUGCAAGAUCGGUACAUCUAAUCGAGCAACAGAAGAAACUUUACGAGGACAUGCAAUCUGUCUAUGUGAGCGAGCUGUUGGAUUGAAAAGAAAUGAGUGGUAGCUAGCAAAGAGAUAUCCUGUCUUCUUCUUCCAUUUAUUUUUUGAAAAAAAAAACAAAUGGUUAGAAAUAGUUCAUGAUCCACGUACAUUUUCUUUUA